Molecule: messenger RNA, 3524 nt
Organism: Carcharodon carcharias (great white shark)
Lineage: Eukaryota; Metazoa; Chordata; Chondrichthyes; Lamniformes; Lamnidae
Product: collagen alpha-1(I) chain-like
Exons: 9
Coding region: 1-2139 (712 amino acids)
Biological process (GO): protein dephosphorylation
Molecular function (GO): polynucleotide 5'-phosphatase activity; protein tyrosine/serine/threonine phosphatase activity
Source: RefSeq, a predicted model, not a curated record
AUGGCUGUUGCCGGACGCAGAGGCCUGGGUGUGUGGUUGGCAGUCGGAAGCGGGAGGCGCCUCUGGGUCCGCAGCCAGGGUCGAGCCGGCGGCGGCGGUGGUAGCAGUAGCAGUAGCAGCAGGAACAGCCUGAGCGAAACUAUGAGCAAGAACAAGAUCCCGGACAGGUGGCAGAAAUAUUCUGCUGUGGGCCUCAGGCUCCCGGGAACCAGAUUCAUCGCAUUUAAAGUCCCCUUGAAAAAGAUGUUCGAAAGACAUCUGCAAGCUGGUGAAUUCUUCUCACCGACUGACCUCCUGAGACAGGUCAAAGGACAGAGAGAGGAGCUGGGGAAAAUCAUCGACCUUACCUAUACGAAACGUUACUAUGAUCCCAAGGAGUUGCCAGAGGGUUUGAUCUACGAGAAGAUUUUCACUGCCGGACAUGAAGUGCCAACUGCGAGAAACAUUUUAACAUUUAAACAAGCUGUGCAAAGCUUCCUGUCGGACAACAUGGACAAUGAUAAACUGGUUGGCGUUCACUGCACUCAUGGAGUUAACCGAACUGGCUAUCUAAUUUGCAGGUACCUAAUCGAUGUGGAUGGGAUGGAGCCUCACAGUGCAAUAGAUUUGUUCAAUAAAUCCCGAGGCUACCAAAUAGAAAGGCAGAAUUACAUACAGGACCUACUGCAAGGGCCACGCAGGAGCAAUAAAGGAAUUGAUGUACCUGCUCCAUGCCCAGUUACGAGGCAGAAGGAACCACACAGCCAGCAGGCCAUGUUCAAGCAGCGAGAGAGACCAUACCAGGGGAAAUGUCCCACUCGUAAUGGCUUUCAUGAGUUCAGCCAAUUGAGCUGCCCAGCAAAACAGUCUGCUCAACCCUACCAGCCUGUGCAGCAUCCCAACAGACAGUGGUUUGGGACUGGCGCUGUGCACCAAACAGUGCACUAUAAUGGGAAUGUCAAGACAUUUUCCAACUGUGAUUACAGAAGACAGGAAUUGUCCUGGGGAAAUUGUCAACCCGAGUCCUCAGGGUGGAGCGGUCAGCCCGAGUCCUCAGGGUGGAGCGGUCAGUCCGAAUCCUCAGGGUGGAGCGGUCAGUCCAAGUCCUCAGGGUGGAGCGGUCAGUCCGAAUCCUCAGGGUGGAGCGGUCAGCCCGAGUCCUCACGGUGGAGCGGUCAGCCCAGGUCCUCACGGUGGAGCGGUCAGCCCGAGUCCUCACGGUGGAGCGGUCAGCCCGAGUCCUCAGGGUGGAGCGGUCAGCCCGGGUCCUCAGGGUGGAGCGGUCAGCCCGGGUCCUCAGGGUGGAGCGGUCAGCCCGAGUCCUCACGGUGGAGCGGUCAGCCCGAGUCCUCAGGGUGGAGCGGUCAGCCCGGGUCCUCAGGGUGGAGCGGUCAGCCCGGGUCCUCAGGGUGGAGCGGUCAGCCAGAGUCCUCAGGGUGGAGCGGUCAGCCCGAGUCCUCAGGGUGGAGCGGCCAGCCCGAGUCCUCAGGGUGGAGCGGCCAGCCCGAGUCCUCAGGGUGGAGCGGCCAGCCCGAGUCCUCAGGGUGGAGCGGCCAGCCCGGGUCCUCAGGGUGGAGCGGCCAGCCCGGGUCCUCAGGGUGGAGCGGCCAGCCCGGGUCCUCAGGGUGGAGCGGCCAGCCCGGGUCCUCAGGGUGGAGCGGCCAGCCCGGGUCCUCAGGGUGGAGCGGCCAGCCCGGGUCCUCAGGGUGGAGCGGCCAGCCCGGGUCCUCAGGGUGGAGCGGCCAGCCCGAGUCCUCACAGCGGAGCGGCCAGCCCGAGUCCUCACGGCGGAGCGGUCAGCCCGAGUCCUCACGGCGGAGCGGUCAGCCCGAGUCCUCACGGCGGAGCGGUCAGCCCGAGUCCUCACGGCGGAGCGGUCAGCCCGAGUCCUCACGGCGGAGCGGUCAGCCCGAGUCCUCACGGCGGAGCGGUCAGCCCGAGUCCUCACGGCGGAGCGGUCAGCCCGAGUCCUCACGGCGGAGCGGUCAGCCCGAGUCCUCACGGCGGAGCGGUCAGCCCGAGUCCUCACGGCGGAGCGGUCAGUCGCAAUCCCCCUGGCAGAGUUAUCAGCUUCCACAUGCUGCAAGGGGUAACAGAGGCAGGAAACUAAACUCUGGUGGUCAAGACAGAUUGAAUACACAUCUACGAUGGGACAAUUAAAAUGCAAACAGAAAAUAUUUUAGUAAUUAAUUGACCAAUGUAUGAACGUAUUUCGCAUUGCUUUUUUAUAAAGACUGAUUCAUUCUAUACCACUGUUCAACAUGAAAUGGAGCAGCUGAAUGGGAGCUAGUGUUGGUUUGAGAUCAAAGCUUCACCGGGUUUGUCUCGUCUGUCAGUGCCAAACACUGUUUAAUGUUGUGUUUGAGGAUCUUAACUCAUUCCCUGAGACCACUGCCAGCCCACCACUGACAGUCCUGACCCCAGUGUUAGCCAGUUCAAGCUUCUCGCCUUUCUUAACCCCAAGUUUAGAGGCCCAUUGUCUACAGUUGUACUCUGGGUACCCGAGGGGGCAUAGUGGAUACAUCGUGCAGUCACCAUUGUACUGCUGAGAUCUCCGUUCAAGGAGGGCUUUCUCCUGCGGCCCUUCCACUUUCAUCAUCCAGGUAACCGAGCUGACUGUUAAACAUCUUUGACACUUAAAGCCGGGACGAGCAGGUCUUGUAUGUCGCAUGUUCCCUGGUGCAGCAAUACUCGGUGUCCCAUCCUUUUCUUGCCCAGUGACCAUUGCCCGGUGUCUGUAACCAGCCAUUAGUGGAGUGCAGUUGGACAGGGGAGAGGAGGUAGAGAACCCCUGAACUCCAGCUCUCCAUAUCUCUGCCACUGAUAUUAAGUGAUGGACUUUAACCCGGCUCAUAACUAAUGCUGUCUGAUCAUGGCAUCACACUGAAAAAUCAUUUCCGUUAUUUUAUAUUUAGCUUCUGGGUUGAUAUAUAAUCUGACCUUAGGUUUUACCCAGGCCAGCCAGAAAGCAUUGUCCCAAAGGAAAUGGUUAAAUAUUAUAUUUGAAACUGGGCUUUUUAAAUUAUUUAAUUCCUGAUCCAUGCGGCCAUCUUUGAACUGCACUCCGCCCAAUCCACUGAUCUUGGCUGGUUGUGGGUGGAACGUGAUGGGGGACAUCGGUCGGAGCCUCAUAUUCCCGAUCAGUGGACCCUUGGUGCCAUUUGUGGAGGUCAGGCUCAGCUCUGUGCCUUGUCCGUGCAGUGGGCUAGCCUUGCAGGCCCUCGUUGUCUUAGCUCAUGGGGAACGGACACUUACAGCUGAAGGAUAGCAAGUGCCUCAGUGAGAGCAGUCGACCUGUAUUCUCUGACUGGCUGCUUCUCUCAGUAAUACUAUACGCCAAAGUGGCCUCUUUCUUCCACCGGCUUCUCCCUGGCCCCUCAGCAUUCACGUUCAAAUGAGACAAGGCUCAAGCUUUUUUUUUUCUUCCCGCUUCGAAACAUAAAUUGCCUGAAAAAAAACUAUAAUUUUAAUUUUUAGGAUUGUUUUACUUUCACAUUCUGCACUGCGCAAAAACUUAAUUCUGAAAUAAAUGACUUUUCCCAGUC